Porites lobata is the source of this 22717-nucleotide messenger RNA. NCBI's taxonomy places the organism in Eukaryota, Metazoa, Cnidaria, Anthozoa, Scleractinia, Poritidae. The record is from the annotation of a GenBank genome assembly.
AUGAUAUUGGAAAAGCUUGGCAAACUGAUAGUGAAAUUUCCAGGAAAGAUAAUCUUCACUCUCACCCUUCUAACAGUUGUUAGCUGGCUAGGUUUCCUAACUAUGAUUCCCCCAAACCUUAAAGAUGAAUUCUGGGUCUCCGAAGACAGUCGAUUGGUGAAGGACCUGAAGAAGGCAAUGGAGGUUUUCCCAUCGCUUCAGUCCAGACGAGAAGAGGUGAUUGUGGAAGCUGUGGCAAAGAAAGGCGAAAAUGUGCUCUCGGGUGCUUGUUUGGAAGAUGCAUUACUCGUGCAUAAGACAGUUGUUAACCUAGACAAUUUUCAAAGUUUCUGCAUGCAAGCGAGAAAUAAUUGGCAGUCGACAAAUCAUUCAUGUAUGAUGACUAACCCCUUAGAAGUGUGUGAUUUGAAUGAGAAUGAAAGCGACCGUUGUAUAGAAUCUAUUGCACGAGAAUGGAAUGGACAGUUAGGUACAACUUUAUCCGAUGGCCGUUCAUUCACAUUUAAUCAGCAACUAUUUUUCAGUGGCUUUACGAGCAACAACAGCAGUACAAAGAAAGAGAGCAUAUCUGCAAAAGCAAUCAGAAUGGUCUACUAUUUGAAGAACCCUUCAGAAAGUGGUCCAUCCGGAAAUGAUAUCUCAUCAUGGGAAGCAUCAUUUCUUCAAAAAGUGGAGGAACUUCGUCCAAAGAUGAAAUGUGCACUACUGUUUUUCACUUCCUCCCAGAACCAUGAAAGUGUUGCUUCCUUACUCUUUUCUUUUAGAAGUGCGGAAACGUUUGUCACUUUUGCAGUCCUACUCUGCUCCACUAUCGUUCUAGUGAACUGUACAGUGGCGAGUUUUCGCCCCGUGGCUAUUAUACUGGGCUGUUUGAUUACAGCAUGUGUUGUUAUAGGCCUUGUCUCAUCUGUAAGCCUGACCUAUCUUGCCUCUAUAAAUGUAUGGCAGUCCAUCUGGAUGGUCACAAUAUUUAUGUACUGCAAAGGAGCCUUGGAUGCAUUAAUUUUAAUCAGGGAAAUUCACAAGCAAAACCAUAUACCAUCUCUUGAACACAGAAUUGCAAACUGUAUGACGAAAUCUGGCAUGGCCCUUACAACAUCCAACCUUAUUUGCAUUUUAAUGUUUUGCUUUACACAGCUCUCUUCUUUUCCGGUGUUCAGGGGUUUUGCCGUUAUGGCUCUUAUAAAUGUUCUAUACCAUUUUGUCAUCUUCUUUCUUCUUAUUAUGGCGUGCCUAUUCUGCUGGCUCACGAAAAUGCACAAGUGCGAUAAAUAUAUUGAGACUGACCUAACAGGAGAUGAAAUGGAAGAAGAUGAAAGAGAUUGCUUUGAGCAGAUUUAUGGAAGAAUCAUCGUUGGAAAAGUAGGUUCUUCUGUUAUCAUGAUGCUGUUCAUAGGCAUUAUCGUUUUUAGCUCCUAUGUGGUACUUACCCCUGCAAAUCAAGUGUUUGGCAGUCCAUUGCAAGUUACACCACAGACUGAAGCAACCAAAUACAUGAUCGAGCAGAGAAAAAUCUUUGAAAAGGAAACGAAAGUGAAAAUAGUUUUUCAUAGCCAGCUCAACUACAGCGACAGUGGUCUACGGCAAAAGCUGCAGUCAUUUGUGGAAAGCAUUAGCAGUGCCCCUUACAGCAACCGUCCUGUUGAAAGCUGGAUCCACAAAUUUGAAGGCUGGGCUAAGAUGCAAAACAGAUCUUGCACUGGAACACAGUUUAAAUCCUGUCUGGUGGCAUUUUUAGAAAAUCCAAAGAAUUUCAAAUACCUUGUGGAUCUAAACUUUACCAUGCACAAUGACUCGUUGAAGUUCGUCGCAAGUUCUUUUGACCUCUUUGUGAUCUCUUCAGAACAAUUUUCAUUAAGGAAAAAAUACUUGCAAUCCCUCAAACAUGACACUGCGGACUUUGAAGAACAGCAGCACAUACCAGUGGCUAUUGUUUCGUCUCUUCUUGAAGAAACAGAGCAGCUAAUAACAUUAGAAAAGGAGUGCAUAUCCUUUUCUGCCGUGGCAGGAAUUUCUAUCUUGGUGCUCUCUCUUUUUUUGACGGCUAACAUUCGUAUUGUAGUCGUUCUUGCAAUUGGUCUUGUCAUCCAGGUCCUCGAAAUGAUGACGUUGCUGAAUCUAUGGGAUGUACCUUUAAAUUAUGCAAGCGUUAUCUGCAUCUCUCUUGGCUUCAUUGUUUCAGUGAACUUUAGUCUACAUAUGAGCCAAGUUCGCGCUUUAUCAGUGAAGAAUACUGCCAAAAAGCGAACCCUUGAUGCCCUAAACUCUGUUGGAAUACCCAUACUAUCUGGUGGUCUAUUAGCAAUUCUGAGCUCCAUUGGUCUUGGAUUUGUGUUUCCAAACUUGUCGCUGAUUUUCCUUAGGGUGCUUCCUAUUCACAUUGUACUGGGUGUGUUUCAUUCCCUUGGCUACAUUCCUUCAGCUAUUUUUAUAACAAGUAAGCCGAUGGAAGCCUGCAUUCGAGCAACGGUGUCUCCAUCCUUCAUUCUUUCCCAAGAACAACUUGAACUGAAGGAACAUCAGAAACAAUACCAAGAAUCCUCCUGUAGGGAGACUUUUAAACAAGAUUCAAAAUCAUCUGGUGUUGCUCUCUUGGGUAUAAGCUGCAGAUUCCCAAAUGCAGAAAACAAGGAGUUAUUUUGGGACAUGCUUAUUAAAGGAAAAAGUGGUUUUCAACCCGACUAUCCAGUAAAUCGACCCAGUGAGUAUCAUGAUUACCACAUGCUGUACAACCCGAAACGUUUUACGCCAGGACGUCUUUGUGCCCUUGGCGGCUCGUAUCUAGGAAACAUUCAAGAUUUCAAUCCCGAAUUCUUCAACAUCUCACCUCAGGAGGCUAAAGCCAUGGAUCCCCAACAGAGAAUUCUUCUUCAAACAGCUUAUGAAGCCAUAGAAGAUGCAGGUUUACGUUUGGAAGAUCUUCAGAAGGGGAACACUGGUGUCUUUGUCGGUGCUAUGAAUUUAGACUAUAGCAGCCGUGUAAUGCAACCUGAAAACCGCAGAAACCUCAACCAGUUUUUUUCCACUGGUGUCACAGCUUCAAUUUUAGCAAACAGGAUCUCAUUCUGCCUUAAUCUAACAGGACCCAGUCUAACUGUCGACACUGCUUGUUCGUCUUCAUUGGUUGCACUUAAAAUUGCCUGUGACUGCCUCCGUAAUGGAGAGUGCGAUGUAGCAAUUGUCUGUGCACCAAACAUCAUCUUAGAUCCUUCAGUGCAAAUUAUCUUCAGUGUCGGUGGGUUGUUAGCCCCAGAUGGAAAAUGUAAAUCUUUUGAUGCUUCUGGAGAUGGGUAUGGAAGGGGCGAAGGGUUUGCAGCUGUAAUACUGAAGCUCACAGACGAUGCUGUUAUGGACAAAGAUGACAUCUAUUGUGAAAUUGUUGCGUGCAGUAUGAAUAAUGAUGGUCAAAGUGCAGUGCCUAUCACAGCUCCUAGUGCAAAGACUCAAGCAGACCUCUCUCAGAAAGUGCUCGAGGAAUCUGGCCUACAUGCUGAGGAUAUUGAGUAUCUGGAAGCUCAUGGAACAGGAACCGCGAUUGGAGAUGUGGUUGAAAUCAAGUCCAUUGCCACAACAUACUCCAGGAAUGCAUCUGGAAAUGGCCGGGUUCUUCGUGUUGGUUCUGUGAAAUCAAACUUAAAUCACACAGAAUCAGCAUCUGGGCUGGCUGGCCUCAUAAAGGUUGCAUUGAUGCUUAAAAACAAGACUUUAGUUCCAACUAUCAACAUCAAAACCUUAAAUCCCAAAUUUAAUCUUGCUGAGAAGGGAAUUAAAGUGCAAGAUAUCUGUGAACCAUGGACAAAGCAAGGUAAAAACCCAAGGACAGCAGCCAUUAACUCGUUUGGAUACGGUGGGACAAAUGUUCAUGCUAUAUUACAAGAGUGCCCAGAGACAAACAGCAUGCCACUGAAAAAAAGUUCAAGGCAGAAUCAUGUCAUUACCCUUUCCGCACAUUCAGCGACUGCACUUACGAACACGGCAAAGCAACACGCAAAGUGGCUCAGAGAGAACUUCAAUGAUGAGGGGGCAAAAAGCGACAUUUGUUGGUCGCUUAAUACGCGACGCAGUCAGCAUUUACAUCGCUUGGCGGUAGUGUUUGAUUCACUGCAUGGUGCAGCUGAUUUGCUGGAAAUGUUUGGAGAGAACAGUACUGGAUGGGCAGAACAUGUUUCUCAAGGUAAAGCCAUGAGCCAGCAUUCAAGACCUGUUUUUGUUUUUGGUGGUCAAGGGGCAAAUUGGAUUGGCAUGGGAAGACAACUAAUGGACAGUGAACCCUUGUUUCGAGAUACUGUCAGUGAGAUAAGCAAUAUGAUUCAAGACCUGGGAGAAACGUGGUCGCUGGAAAGUGCAUUGCUCGGCCAAGAUAGUCGUUUUGACCUGAUGGGAAAUAUUGUUGGUCAACCGGCAACAUUUACUCUGCAGUAUUCCACAGCCAAGCUACUUCAAAGCUGGGGUAUCUUUCCCACAGCUGUAGUUGGACACAGUCUGGGUGAGCUUGUCGCCUGUUGUGUUGCAGGCGCUUUGUCACUGGAAGAAGCAUUAAAGAUAAUUUUGAUUCGAUCGAAGUGUCAUGAGCUUUGUCCAACUAAUGGAUCAAUGGCAGCCCUUGGAAUGUCAGCGGAAGAUACGUCCCAACUGAUUGGUGAACUUAGACUAGAAGGAAGUGUGAGCAUCGCGGCUGUUAAUGAUGAGAAGAGUGUCACUAUCUCAGGUGACAAGCUGUCAAUUGAAUGUGUUCAAAGGCAUCUCCAGUUAAACAAAAUACAGGUCUUCUGGAGGGACUUGUCUACUGCUCGUGCGUUUCACAGCUUUCAUGUAGAAAUGGUGAAAGAAAGCUUCCACUCACAGAUGAAGUCCAUGCAUCUUUGUCCGCAGAAAACAACAAUCCCUUUGUACUCAACCGUUACUGGUGAUAUCAUCCCUGGCGAAAAAAUGGAUGCAAAUUAUUGGUGGAGCAACUUUCGUCAAUCGGUACUGUUUUGCCAGGCUGUACAAAAUGCCCUAAGGGAUAACUUAAGUAUCUUUAUUGAAAUAAGUGCUCAACCCACCCUUGGUUAUAACCUUAAGAGGAUAUCAGAGCAACAGAGCCUGCAGUCAUCUCGGUCUACCAAUGUCGUGUAUCUGCCUACUCAUCCGCGCAAGACAGUUAAGGACCAACACAAAGCAUUUCUUCACAACACUGUAAGCAAGCUGUACACUAUGGGGUACUCUAUAGACUGGGACUGUGUACAAGGCGAGGAAGGAAGUGUCCACUUCAUUCGCACACCAUCGUACCCCUGGCAAAAGACUGACUAUUGGUUCAUUCAAGACGAGCCAACCAAAUCUGAGGGGAAAAGCCACUUUCGCAGGCAUCCGUUUCUCACCGAGUUAAAACCAACUGGGAGUUUCACAGGGUUACAUUGUUGGGAAGUGGAAGUGGAUCUUUAUCAGUUUCCAACCUUGAAAGAUCAUGCUCUAAGGCAGGGUGGCCCAGUGCUUCCUGGUUCUGCUUGCGUGGAGAUGGCGAUUGCGAUGACGGUGGAAAGGUUCUGUUGUGAUGAAGUUGAAAUAAAAAAUGUCGAGUUUACCAGCAUUCUUACCCUACCAGAGAAUCAAAUACGACUUCUGAGACUCCAGCUUCAAGAUUGCAGAGAUAUUGGCACAGCAGAAUUCCAGGUAAAAAACAUUUCAGGAGAUGGCUCUGAAAUACUACUUGCCAGGGGUGAGGUUACUGCAGUCCUUGGAGACGGAAAAUUACGGAAGAAUCCCGAGCAGGGUGAGUGACAAACUGUUAGUUUAAUCAGCUCGUUUUUUAUUCAAGAUGGCCCUGUUGUUCAUGUGUUUUGAUAAAACGACUAGAAACUUUAUUUACCCUUAAUUUUACAUGACGCUUACUAUUCCCUUGGCAGGUACUGCUAACGAUCCAAGAGAAUAAGUGAAUAAAUAGAUAAAUAAAUAAAUAAAUAAAUAAAUACACAAAUAAUUUAAUCCUGAAAUAACAUGAACCACUCUAAAUUAUAAUCAGUAAGUGUCCUUAAUGCCCUUCUAAAUGAAACUAUUUUGUCAUUUGAUCUAAGAUUGUCUGGCAAAGAAUUCCAUGCUUUAGCAACUACGCUGCAGUUAGUCUUAAACCAUUCCAGGUAGACCUGAGCUUAGGUAGAACAAGAUUGUUUAUGAUUUCCCUGAAUUGUUUCUUAUGAUUGCUUAGCUUAAACAAAGAGAACGUUCCUUCGAAUGAUCCGAAUCAGGUCCCCGUUUCUCGUAAGUCCCGAUAAUUAUCAGGCCUGGGAAGCUGUUUUUUUUAUAAUCAAGGUCGAAUAAUGUGAUAAAACUAACAGCUAACAAAAUGGAAUGGUUUGGUAGCUAGCUCCUGUGCUUUUAUGCUUUAUAUUUUGAUUCGAAUAAUUGAUUAUGAGCCCGAGGUUAGCGGUACGUUCUAGAAACGGCCAUCAGGAUCAGUUACCUGAGAUCACUCGAAUCGUGAUGUAUCAAAGGCGCCAAUGAGUCCACUCUGGGCAAGGAUUAAUCGGUUGCUUUUAUGAAGCAUGAUCUGAGUUAUCUUGGAUCACUGAUCCUGAUCCGGAUCAUCCCAAAGGAAUGCACUCAAAGACCAAAGGCAAACUAAUAAUAAUAAGCAUAUACUGAAUACUUCUACUUGCUAAAGAACACCCUACUUUAUUGGUCAGAGUAUUGUUCUCACCAGAAAAAUCAUUAAUUACGCAUCUUAGUGCCCCUCGUAUAAUCCGUUGUAUUCAUCUUUAAAACAGACUACAACAGUAUACUCUUUAUGUCAGAUCUCGAGGGAAACAGUUCUAGUUUUGUUUUCCCGAGCGUCCUGAUGUUUCCCGAGACGAAGUCGAUGGAAACAUCAGGACUCGAGGGAAAACAAAACUAACUGGUUUCCCCAGUGACCUGACAUUAGGUGUUUUGUUAUAUUCCCAGACUUUCAAUUCAACGUCCUUCAACAGCGACAAAAGAAUACGCUUUAGCGAAGCGAAUCAAAACAGUCGACUCGGUACUUAUAAGAACACAAAUUUAAUUCUCAAAACCACUGAAUGAAUGAUUUACAAAGUACUUUCCUUAUAUUAUCUGCAUCUUUUUUCUUCACUAGCUGCUGUUUCUCUUCUGGGAUAACCUUGAAAAUCGUUGCUUUUUAGCUUGAAGCUUCAUGUUUUUGCUGUUGUGUUCAUUCACGAAAAGAAAACUGGCAGUGUUUUUCCCGUCCUCUGUCACGCCACCUUCCACCAUGCUUUGAUCAGGUGCUGGAAUGUAUACCGAGCGGGGUACAUUGCUUAAUGUAUCACGAUCGGGAUACAUUUGAUUUUAGUCAAGGCCAUGUGACCAAGAAUCAGCCAAUGGCUGUCUCUGUUUAGUGGAGUGAAAGUCAAGGAAUAUAACAAUUAAGAUAUGACACGAUGAAGGACUCAUUCUGUAACCUACUAAGCACUUAGAAAUAUGACUGUUGAAUUAGUAGUACUGCUAGUCACUGGAGACAACAAAGCAUACAAGGUAAUACUAAAUUUGCAUGUCAUUUUUUUUUUCUUCGUUUAAAGGGUCCCUGGAAUUGUACAAAUCCGUGAAUGUAGAAACAUUCCAGGAUAUUACCACCCGAAUGAAGCCAGUGGCACUUUCAGAGUUUAGACAUUUGACGGAGAAAUAUGGCUUCAAUUUUGGUCCCUCUUUUUCUUUGAUAAAGUCGAUAUGGAGAGGUCAAGAGGAAGCAUUUUGCAUCAUUGAUAUUGACAGAGAGGAAGUCAAGAUUGAAAUGGCAAGAUAUGUCGCACACCCCGCAUUCUUGGAUGCGUGCUUCCAGUCGUCAGCAGCAGUUGAAGAAGAUACAAGUAGUAAUCUGUUGGAUGAAACAACCUUUCCAGUUGGGAUAAAGAAGCUCACAUUCUUUAGUCGAACCAUCCCACAAAGAACGUUUUGCUAUGUCUCCAAACAAGUGCGUGGAAACUGGGUAACCUAUGACAUUAACGUGAUGGAUUCACGUGGAACCAUUUUGAUAGCAGUUGAAGGCUUUCAGUCAACGGAGAUUGGGACUCUCAUUCGGUCGCAAAAGUUUGACAGUAUGGCUUAUGGCACAAGAUGGGUGGAAUCCGAAAUUGAGCCCCAGUCAGACACAGAACCUGCAGUAAGAAUUGUUGUGAAUGAUUCUCAAGCAGUUGGCCAACUGUUUUGCGAUCACCUAAAGGCAAAAAAUCCAGCUGCCCGUGUAAUAACUGUGCAUGUCCCUUUUGAAAACACGGAUUGGCCGGAGGACUUGAAAAGAGAGUUAACUUCAGCAAUGUCGUCUUUAGCCACAACACAAGAUAAAGUUCAGUUAUUCAACUUUCUUCCAGUAGAUGCAGGAAUUUCGGCAGAAUGUUAUGAAGCUGUAGAUAACUCACAGAUGCUUGCGUUUGUCAGCUGUGUCAAAAUCUUGCAAGUUAUAGCAAACAGCAACCUUACAAGUCCCCAUUUAGUUACAGUCACAAGAAACUCCCAAGUAGUUGCGCCGGGUAACGAAACGUGCUGUUUUCCAUGGGCAUGUUCUGUGUUGGGACUACGGAGGACAGCUUCCCUUGAAUGUCCAAACAUCAGAUGUACAGCCGUUGACCUAAGUGAUGACUCAGCUGACCUCAUCCUUUUAGCAGAAGAGGCUCAAGCCUCCUCCAAAGAGGAUGAGAUUGCAUUUCGUGGGGGAAAGCGUUUUGUCAAUCGCAUGAUGUGGCUGGACAAAUCCUCUAGUCAGACUACUUUAUCAUACAAGGAGAAAACUUUACCAUCAGUGUACAUCACUUUACAUCCCAAAACAGGUGCCUUAUGUUUCAAGAAAAACACUUGGCCAAGGCUCUCUGGGAACCAAAUUCGAGUAAAUGUGACAUGCAGUUGGAUUGUUAGUGGAGACUUAAAGCAGAUCUUCUGUAAUCCCCAGUUCGUCGGUUUCAGUGGCAAUGUUUGUGAAACAGCCAAAGAGUCAAGAGGCCUCAAGGUUGGAGAUGAAGUAUGUGGGAUGGCAAGCAUUUCCAAGGUUGGAAACCAAGUUCAAGUGAAUGCAGACAAUGUUAUCCACAAACCAAAAGGUAUGAGUGACAAACAAGCAGCCACUGUCCCUGUCUGUUUGGCGGUUGCCUUGUAUGUCCUCCAAAAGACACUUGGAAAAAAGAAGAAUCAAAGCCUACUGAUAGACAACAGAAAAAAUGGUCUUGGGAAAGUCGCUGUCUUAGUGGCCGAAGCUUUGGGGCAUACCGUGGUUAGUGCCAAACGGGAAUCAAAGGCACACAUAUGUCCCCAUAUUACCUCAGCACAGGGAUCGAUGCCAGAAAAUAUUGCAUACCACGGUCGGAAGAUAGAUGCAGCCAUAUAUUUCGAUCAACCCAAACCAAAAUGCUUACAGGCAACCUGCCAGCUACUCAAAGAAGGGGGAAUGCUGGUAAUUUGUAAAGAUGUCGCAGGCUCUAUCACUAUUCCAGCAGGCAAACAAAUCACAUGCGAGAGAAUCACCUUUACAGAGAUUCUCCUGAAGCCAAAAGCAUUUCCUGAACUAUGGACCAUAGCAUGGGAGUUGCUGCAGUCAUCUGGCCUCAUGAAUGAAGUAUUCAAACUUGAUCAAAACACUGUCGAUAUUGUCCAGAAAGUGCAGGAAUCUAGAAGUGAGGGUGCACAGAUCCGCUUCGACUUUUUAAAGACGACAUGCUCUGAAUUUGUGUCUCUUUCAUUUGGCCGAAGUAACGGAUCGUCAGAAUUUUCUGGGGAGGUUAUGAUGCCUGGCAUAGAUCAACAGGGACUGAAACCAGACCGCACCUACAUGGUAGUAGGUGGCAUCCAGGGUUUUGGGUUUGAAGUUGCAAAAUGGAUGGCUAACUGUGGGGCAAAGUCAAUUGUUCUCAUUGCACGCUCUAAACCAUCAGAAUCUAAACUUUCUGAAGUCUCUAAGUUAAUGGAAGUGACUGGAGCAAACAUCAUUCUUCACCAGGCAGAUGCUUCAAGUCCAGUGUGUAUGGAGGCCUUAAAAGAACGACUUCAGUCUCUUCCAAGUGUUGCAGGAAUCGUACAUACAGCAAUGGUUCUGAGGGAUGAGCUCAUUCCAAGCCUAACUGUCAGCAACUUUAGGAUUGUUGCAGCACCCAAAGUGAAAGGUAAUGAUCAAUAAACAAAAUAUUGAAAAAUUAUUGGAUGAGGUUUCUGUGAUAUCUUGAAUAAUCAAGGUCGAGAUAAGUGUUAGUAGCCGAGCCAAAGGCUGAGCCUGAUAACACUACAGAAAAACCGAAUCUAAUAUUGUUUUAUUAUACAAUGAAAUAAGGAAAAAACACAGUUUGCCAUUGCUCUUAAAAAUUGUCACAACCUACAGGUUAGGCUUGGUUCAGACGCCGUACUUUUCAUGUGCCGAACUUAAUUGCAUAAGUUCGACUUUGGAGCGACACUGGCGCGACAUCUGAUUCAGACGGUGUUCCGUGUGUGGAACCUAAGUUAAGUUCGACAGACUCUGUCGGACUUAACGCUUUGCCGCACCAAACUAAAACUGCCGUACCAAAUUUAUUCAGCGUCGCUCUUUUACCGUACUUAAUUCAUCAGCUAGGUUCGGCACAUGAGUGGAGUGGCGUCUGAACCGGGCCUUAGUCACUAAUCUGCUAGCAGAUAACUAACUAAUCUUUAGGUUGCGCUGGUAUGCAAUAUUAACUGUAGGCUCUUAGUCAAAAGGAAGACAGAUAGUGAGUACAAUGUAUGGCAUAAUAAAUUACACUGACAGUUAUUUCAUUGUCGUUGCAAAAAGCAGACCCAAAUGCACCACGCACAUUUAUCUUUUUUUCAGCCAUAACCAACGCAGUCAAAUACUUUGAUAAUGACUUCCGUACACGUUGUCAAAAUGUGACACAUGCUGUUACCGACAGCCUAUUCCACUUAUCCUAACCCACUUAUUUCAAGAAGUAUAACUUUCUAUCCCACUUUUUAUAAGAGUAAUUAUUUUUCAGAAAUAGUAAAUGGACCUAUACCCGGAGUCAUUUUUCAGUGUGAAAGUAGAAUGACGGUACUUGUCAAAAGCUAGUUCGUAAAAGAAAUUAAAGGUCUCCUCGUCAUUAGUAUUCUUAGAAAGGAAAGGUCCAUCUCCUUUUUGUAGUUUAGUGUUACCAAUUUUAACCUGUGACUUGUCAGUGAAUGGGUCUGCUAAUGCUGAAUUAACGGUGAUACAUUGCUUACUACAUGUCAUUUAAAUAUCAUUUUCAAAUUUCAAUAUUUCUUGAAUAGCAUUUUCCGUGUAUUAUUCCUCAGGUAAUAAUUUUAUAUUACUAUUGUCUCAGAUCUCUUAUAACAAUUAUGAUAUAUUGACCAAUUGUAAGAUAAGGGGGUUUUAUUUUAUGAAUUAAACUUAAUGCCUUUAUUUACAGUACUACAAAGUUGAAACAAAAUAUUUAAAAUCGCCUUAAAAACUGGCUUGUGCACAUUCAAAGACAAUACUUUAAUCCCUGUCUUUAAUUCAACUACCAGGAUGCUCUACAUUGAAAGAGUUUCAAAAGUUUCUGUUUUUUUUUUUCCACAGCUGCAUACCUGCUGCAUGAGAUGAGUCUGAGUAUGGAUCUGGAUUUCUUUGUUUUGUUCUCAUCAAUUGCGUCGCUGCUAGGUAAUCCAGGCCAAGCUUCUUAUUCAGCCGCCAAUGCAUUCCUGGAUGGUUUAGCACAGUAUCGCCAGCAUGUGCUUGGUUUACCUGCGUUAUCGAUUAACUGGGGCCCUAUCAAAGGAGUUGGAGUUCUUCAUCGUGAAGAGGCUACUGCUCAGCACCUUUCAAGGGCGGGCUACUUUUUGCUACCAGCAACACAAGGUAAACUAUAAAGCGCUGUAAUUUAAAGGGGCUGUUUCACGACAGUCCAGUUCAUUUCGUUUAAUUUUGGCAAUUACUCGCCCUCAAUCGCUAUGGAACUUAAAGUAAGCAAAGAAAUUAUAUGUAAAUGACAAAAUCAGAGAUUCGAGACAAAGAAAAAUGUUUCCUGAGCAUUAUUUUUGAAGUUGCAAGCAGCAGGGCUCAACUUUGAAAAACUGUUAGGCUGAACAGUUUUCAAAAACCCCAAUUUCAAUCCGUUUCAAUCUUCUUCAGUUUUGCCCAUCCGUGGCAUCUGUUGUUUCUGUUAUGUUAUUUUAACCUUCCUUUGAAGUUUUAAGCGGUUAUUUUUUUGUUUCUCUCAAUUUAACGGGCAUUUUUUAAUUUCCUAAUUUGGCUGAAUUUCGUGACGCAGCUCCUUUAAGAACUUAGAGUACUUCAUUUCGAGGAAAGGUUUUAACCCACAAUAGUCAAUCGACAUUUCUCGCAUCCCACGACUCAAGUGAACCCACACAAAGAAAUUGGGUUAACGCUUGCGUGCGCAAUAAUUUCAUACAAAUCACUGUAUUUUGUCUGAGCAAGCCUCCAGUCGGUGCCUUGUUUACAGGAAUGCGGGAAAGGUCUAAAAUAGCUUCUAAGUAUCUAAUAAAUGCAGUAGUGGAAGAUUGAAAGCAUUGCUUUUAUCAGCUGGGUUGGUCAUGUAAUAUGGCAUGCAUAAAGAACGUGAACAAUCACCAGGUUAUCAAAGAAAUUGAAGAUAAGCAAAGAAUUAAUAAUGAUGAGUUUAUUUAUAUAGCGUUAUGAUUUCACUAACUGCUCAUAGCGCUUUACAAAUCAUGCUACAGAAUUUAUUUGCAAAAUCUGCAUACCAUCAAUACUCUAGAAAUCAUGAACAAGUGACAUAUCAUUAGCUAAUUAAAAAUUACCAAUGAAAUACGGUAAAACAACCCUUAAGGGUACACUUUCUUGAAGAGAUGGGUUUUUAGUUGACCUUUGAGGGCAUUGAAUGAUGUCCGCAGCCUUUCUUUAAGAAACUGGCCGUUCAUUCCAUUUCAUCCCAUUAUUUCUUUUUUUCUCUUUUAGCAACUAUUUAUUAUCUAAAUUGUAGUAAAAGUACUUACCCAAGAUGAAGUAAGCGUAUUGAUUUUUUAACGCGAAUUAGACUAUAAAUGUAAGAAAAAAUAAUUGAAAUGUCUAGGAGUGUGAAAACAGUUGUUCUUUGAAGUCCCUUUACCUAGUUUUUAUGAUAAUCAGGUCUCUCUUUGUUAUUUUGACCCUAAAUGUUUUGGAGACUCGAUCACUGCACAACUUUCUAAAAAUAAUUCCUAUAAAGUAUCUAAGUACCUUAGUGAAUGUCUUCCGUCUUUUGUAGAAUAAACGUGAUACAUUAAAUUUUGAGCUAAUUUGUUAAGCUGUUCCACUUUUCACAACAAAUGUCUUAAAGGUGGUCAUUUGACCUGGUCAACUCAUUUGACAAGGCCAGAAAUUUCUGAGCUGGUUCGAAACUCAGUCAUGGAAAGAGACCAUCUGUACUUAAACUGUUUUCUUAUUUUUAACAUUUCUUUCUUUUUCAGCGAUAAACUUUAUGGAAAAAGUUUUGACUGAGGAGCCAGGAAGAGCACAGAUAGGUUUGUUUGAUGUUGACUGGCAAAGGAUUCAAACCAGUACUCCUGGGCUAGCGAAGUCGACUCGCUUGGCUUACAUCAGUGACAGACAAGAAUCCACUAGCAGUCUACAAAACAAGCAGGAAAUUGCUUCCAUGUUACUUAUGGAAAAAGACCUCGGAAGACAGCAAGAACUGGCUCAUCAAUAUGUCACUGAGCUAAUAUGCUCAUGGACAGGGAAUGCCCCUUCAGACCUUAACUUCAACUCGAGUUUGUACAGCUAUGGAAUGGAUUCGUUUGCAGCACUGACGUUUAAAAUGCAACUCGAGUCUUCUCUCCAGAUUUCCUUUGAGGUUUGAUUUUAGCAAUCUACAUACAGUCAGUUCUUUCUUGAUGGACAAUUCCCUAUAUAAUGGCCUUAUACGGGGAGGCUCCGCCCGAUAGCGCUAUCUUUUUCUGGAUUCAGGGGUACUUCCCACAUACUUGGAAUAACUGGAAAUUCCGUUCGGGAAAUCAGAUGGCUCGCUCCAUUCCGUUCGGGAAACUUCAGAUAAUAUCUAUAGGCCUUUUUGAGUUUAUGCAGUUUUUCUACUCUUUCCAUUCGCUCCAGCUAAUAUAGCAUAUACUUUUCCUCCCAAAAGACCUUUGUCACGCGGCGGCCAUUUUGUCUCGGGAGAUUAAAAAAACUUUGUUGUCGCACGGUUAGCCUCUCGGUGAGAACGAGGCUAGCCGUGCAAAUACAAAGCUUUUUAAUCUCUUGGGACAAAAUGGCCGCCGCAUGACCAAUGUCUAUUGAUUAAUGUUUUGCACGAGAUUUUCGACAGGAUAGUUUAUGUUCACGGCAAACACCCCAGGUGCAUGAAAGGGAAGGGAUUUCACGGACGGGUGGAAGUAUAUGAAAGGGUAGAGAUACUUUGCCAUUUUGUAUAGAAUUGGGUUGAGUGCCGCUCCCCACCCCCUCCCACUGUCCCCUCCGCACUCUCCUCAGCCUUAAACAGACACUCACACGUAAGGCCUUGCUAGUUCCCUUGAAUAACCUCUUUCCCGCCCUGUGGUAAAGCUUGACAUGCCAGAUUGAGUAGGGCUCUUGUCAGCUUAUUAAUCGAAGUCGGGUUAAGCAAAAUGAGAGGCUACCGUAACAAACCUUGUGUUAGCUAUGCUAUUCUUGUUUAACAGGUAUUCUAUUUCAACCAACCUGAUACCACUCCCGCUAAGCUGAUACAAGACAUCAUUGGAAGGCUCAACAAUGAAAGAAUCGUUCCUGUCCAAGGCGAGGAAGAGGUUCUCAGUAAAGAAACAACACCUCAGGCUGAAGGGAAGCGUGACAAGUCUCCUCAGAGGGCAAACACUUUUGAAGAACCUCUCCAUCCAAUUGACAUGGCGUCGCCCACGGCCACCUAUCACCUUAUUCCUCUUUUCAAACCCGAACAAGCUGAGGUGAAGUUAUUUUGCGUCCAUCCAGCCGGAAGGUAUACCAUGAACCUUUCACCAAUCUCCAAUGGCUUCACGCAACAAGUAAGCUAAGGAUGAAUUACUCCGCUGUGUUUUCUGCUUUGUAUCUUCUGUAACGGACAAGCAAUUCAAUCUUGUGUGUCCUAAGCCCUACAGGAUUUUUUUUUUCUUGUAUCUUCUGCUAUAAGAUCAGGCCAGGCCUGCAAUUUUUUUUUGCUCCAUCCUUUCCCCCCAUUCGUUUGUUUGAUUGUUUGUGUUUUUUCGUUUUUUAACCUUUUUGCCUUUGAAACAUGGUGGGCUCUUACUAUGGGCUGAUUUCAUUCCCGCACGAGAGGCUUUCGUGUAAAGCUGGACAAAAUAGGUAUAUUUUAGAAGAAGGAAUAGUCUAGUGGCUCACAGGUGCCAUACGAAAAAUGUGGUUGUUUUUUUAUUAUGAUUAUUAUUAUUUUAGCGACUUUAAUUUUGGGUGAGUUCUCUACCUACUUUUAUGGUGGCUUUUUUAGCGACUUUUUCAGCGACAUUUUAACAACUUUUCAGCGAUCACUAGAAUGUGGGCUCGUAUUACUUCUCAAGUACUUUAAGAAGAUGCUCUUUUAGAGAACUAAAAGAAAACUCGGAAAAUAAAUAUCAAAAAGGCAGACAAAGGAACCAAAAUUGUGAAUAAAAUAAAAAAAGAAAUUGCUACUUGGCGGGCCAGUCGAUUGUAAAACCGUUUUAACUAAAUGAAUUUGAGGUUGUUAUAUCUCUUCCAUGCCACCGGUUUUGUACUUUUCUGAUCAACAGUUGUUAAAAAACAGUCUGUAAAGAAGUCACCAAAGAAGUCGCUUAAAAGAUAACCAAAAAAGCCGCUAAAAUAGAAAAAGAAACGCGUUGUCUACAUGACAUUUUUGAGCUACCUCGUUACAUCUAAUGGGUGGUAAGAUAAGAUUCCAUUCGAGUUUACCUGUGCCGCAUUUUGCUGUACACUUGUGGAGCAUUGGACGUUAGAAAACGUUAAUUAGAAAACGGAGUUAAUUAAAGUGGUGGGUUAAAGGUUUUUUAGUUUAUGUUAACCACUUAUAUUUAUUUUACGACAGCCAGCUUUGCGUUCCUUUUUUCCGCAGUCUCUAGUUGCAUUCUACGGCAUUGGUUAUACUGAGCCCACAAUGAGAGCAGAAAACCGGAGUGUGCGAAAAAUGGCUCAGAGUUACGUCAGCAUGGUCAAACAGGUGCAACGACGCGGGCCUUAUUAUUUAGCUGGCCAGUCCUUUGGUGGUCUCGUGGCAUAUGAAAUGGCAAACAUUCUUACUGAACAGAGUGAAAAUGUAGCUUUUGUGGCAAUGAUAGACACAUUUCCAUGGUACCUGCCAAACAGAACUGGUGCUGCAAGGCUGGAGAUGUUAUUCAGUGGCACGAAGUUGGAUAAGCUAAUGGAUGGGUUGUUUGAGGUAGGCAUGUGCAUCUUUAGGAGGCCCGUGACUGUAAGUAUCGAGAAUCCACCGACACGGUUGCAAAAUGUCAUAAUUUAUUAUGUUCUACCUUUUUGUGACUUAUUGUCAAAAAUGCAAAUUAAAGUAGCCUAAGGCCAGGCUCUGCAGUGGAAAAAAGGUAAAAGGGGGGAAAUACAAAAAAUAUCCGCGAGCGAACAGAGCCGAGCGGUGGUCUGGGGAUAGGGAAAGGUCCGCCACCCUUUCCCAUCUCCGGACAGAUUUUUUUUUUCGCGCACGCUUAUUGUUUUCUCCUUUUUCCCCCAAUGCGGAACCUGGUCCCAGGCUAAAAUAAAAGGUACCAUCGCGCUUUGCUUUUUCUAACAAAUCAAGUUCAAGUUACGCCAAGGCGUUCCCCCCUGCCCUGAUGACGUCAAUCCUGCAGCAAAACUGCCAGAUUAUUGAAGACCUGGGAAUGAAGAUGUUUUGGUAGUGAAUGCAAAAUGGCAGAACAUUUCACUGGUUUUGCGAGGACGAAAUAGGGGAACUUAAAAACAUAGCAAGAACAGCAAGAAGACAACUCGAUGGACGACAUCUGCUCUUUGAAGAAUAUUUGCAGAACUGAACAACCGUUAUUAUCUCUUUAACUUGCGAUAAACAAGCACUAUCGAAGAUGAACUUAACAUUGAUUGAUGUAAGCAUGUUUUAGCUUGUUUUAAAACUAGGAAUUAUUUUCAUUGAAUAUUAAAACAAUUUUUGAAUUGGGCUUUCGUAUCAUCUGAAGAAUUGUGGAGAUCACUGAGGCCUACGGCCUCGUCGGACGACACCCUUCUCGAUCUCCAUAAUUCUUCAGAUGAUACUCAGCCUCGUUCAAUGAUUGCUAAUUAAUGAUGAAAUUUUGCAAGAUUUUGCAAGUCGGCGGAUUCUCGAUAUUUCAGUCAGGAAUAGAGAAGAAGAAGUGUGACGUCACGUUACCAUGAUAACACUAUUUCUGGAUGACAACAAUGGUCAGCAAACGUAUCAGAAUGUUUUUUCCUCAUUCAGUAUAGGGUAGUUACAUAAAUGAAAGUGACUAAGUUGGGAUCACGAAAAUUACAUAUUUGCCCAAAAGUGACUAAAACGGGGUCUUUGAUUGGCCACAGAAUAGGGGCUUAAUGGGGUAGGGGCUCUGAGAGGCCAGCGGCACACACCCAGCAAAAAUUUACCCAAGUUCCCCCCGCGGUCCUUAAACAUCGCACAGUAGCUUGUCAUAAUUCAAGAGAAAUGUAGUUUUAAAACAAGUUCAGUCAUCUUUACUUUUUACACCCUGCACGAUACUGCAUUGUAGAGUACGUAACCCUGUAAUUCAUGUCAUGUUUACUUCUUUUUUUCUUGAAGGCAACAUUUGAACAAGUACUUUACAAAAUGGCCACCACAAACUUAAAAAUGACAGCUGAUGAAUAUAAAGAAUUGAGAGAAAAGGAAGCGUUGGAAAGCACAAUGACAUUGCUUCAGAAGAGAGCCGCUGCUGAAAACAUUCCACUUUAUGACAUUAGAGCGCUUCGGGAUUCCCUUCACCAUGACAACAAGAUGGCUACGAACAAACACAGGGAAUGGAAGGCACCUCAGGUUAGAUUUGAAAACGUCUAUAUAGUUCUAAAUUAAAGCUGAUCAUCGUCAGUAAUUUCAAUGCUAUACUAAUUCAACCGGAGUUGGGGUCGAGAUACAAGAUACACGUUUUAAGACGCGUGUAGGUGGCGUUCUCGUGCGGUCAACAAAAGUUACGACGUGCGGCUGGUUGUACAAUUUUUAUUUUCUGCUAUCGAUUAAAUGUGUUAAUAACCUGUACAAGAAAUUCAGUUUGCCAGAUGUUUUCUAUUAAGCAGCUGGUGGUUAAAACUGUCAGAUUACCCUGACAAUGUCGUUCGUUUAUUAGUUCCUAAACUGUCCAGUACUUGCAAAGCGCUUAAAAUUCCUAUUCUUCUGUUUUAAUGAGGGCCUCAAUGGGGUGGUAGCUUUGACGGUUAACAGCUAAAUUUUAGGACUUUUGACGGUUGGUGGUUAGUUAGUGAAAAUUUAGUUUAAGAGUUAAAGUAAAUAUUAACCUCUGUAUAAAUUAAUAUUUAACCAUUGUGUUUUGGACGUUGCCUUGGCCUCUCAUAUAAAAUUUCCAACUAUUUUAAGAUAUAGCAAAGUUGUAAAGUUUCUUCAUGAGCCAAAAGUCCAUGAAGAUCAGCUGAAAUAGUGAGAUUUGAAAUUCCUUGAAACGUUUUGACGGUUGAUAUUACUCUUAUUGACGGUUGACAGUAAAAAAUCCGAAAAAAAACACCUUUUUUUACGGCUGACGGUUAAGCCCAUUGAUACCCUCUUUAAUGUUCUUGUUUUUGUUAAAAAAAUAAUGCCUAAAUCAAACGUAGAAGAAACCCAACCUAAAAAGCUGUAUUUUUCUGCGUUUAAAAGGUCCGUUUUAAGGGACCCAUCACCUAUCUGAAGAGCGCAGACCAAAGAUACGCACCUACAAGACCUCUUCAGGAGGAUUCGGAUUCUUCUUGGUCCUUGUUGGUGGAUGGUAAGUCCUUAAAUAACUGUUUAUUAUUAAUAAUAAUAUUAAUAUUAUCAUCAUUAUUAUUUUCAUUAUUAUUAUUAUUAUUAUGCAGUAGAAAACGUAAGAAUGCAAGCGGUUAACCACAGAGGGCGCACAUUGUAGCCUAUGUGGCCUGCAAGGAACUAAAUUGCUCUAAAAAACGAACUGUGUUAUGGAAAGUUACAUAGGCAAAAUUUUUUUUCAAAAAAAAAUACAAUAAUACGGAAGUGUAAGCGUCAAGGUAAUAAAAUACAGCUAAGAAAUAAAAGGUAAUACAUUUUUAGAAUCUGGACUAAUCCUUAAAAACCACUUAAAACGUCACUACUGCGAUCUUAACAAAACGUGGUCAUAAUACGUCCUUACUAAGUUCAGCUAUGUUGAGCAAGCGCAAGAUUGAGGCUUUCUGCAUUCUUCGCAAAACAUCCUUUCUCCUUACACCAACGAGCGCAAGUUUUCAUAGUCAGCUCAAGGAUUUUUGAUCACCCUCCCAGCAGAUCAAUGACAAUAUUACACUAAUCGACGUCAUACUCUGGGUAUUGCUUCCUUAUCUCCCAUCGCAGAGGACGGUACUUGCAGUAUUUUAGCAAUUUCUUUGGAUAUGCUUUCACUUAGCUGAGAGAUUUUGCGUUAUCUUUCAUGAUAUUCAAAACAAGGAAGGAGUUCGAGCAAUUCGGGCUACAAAAUACAAAAAAUAUGUGGUUGGAAAAUACACAAGUACACAAAUCGAAUAUUUGAGUCGAAAGAUGGCACAAAAAGGACGAAAAAUCAAAUUACAUUGGAAAGGACAGGACUUUUCUUCAAGCGAUUUGCUUAUCAAGUCCAAUCGCACCGCAUUACAUGUAGACUUAUGAAGAAGAGGAACGAAAUGUUAGUACACCCCGUAGGAUCCUAGCCUCUAACGUCCACAUCCGCAGAGUGACUCUAAUAAGGCCCCUUCCACCUUUUACACGCGGAAGAUACAGCCUUUUGGUGGUAGGCACUGUGCAUUGUCAUAAGUUUCCUGGUCCUUCGAUCCAAAUUGUCAAGAUCCUCUUUUGUCCAGUUCACAACACCUGCUGAGUACCUGACCACUGCAGCUGCAUAAAUAUUGAUAGUGUCAGUCUCAGAUUGAUCAGGAAACGGUGGUGGAAGAUUUUUUACCAAUUCACAGAAGGAAGCGUUUGAAAACCAAAGCAGUUUUGAAUUUUUUUAACGUUGAAUUAAAAACUUGACACAACACUUUCUUCUCCUUUUUUUUUCUAUAUCUCUAGGUAACAUUGAUGUUUACAUCUGCCCAGGAGAUCACCUUGCCCUGAGUGACCCGGAUGAUGGGGCCGUUAUUGGUGGCAUUCUAGCGACAGCUGUUGGUAUCAGGUAUAGGACUCUGUGUCCCGUUCUUCCAGGAUUGUCUACUACCUUUAAAGAACGACGAGCCAUUCGUAAAUUUGAAUCCGGCGUCAAUGUCACACUUUAUGCCAGGAAAGGUUGGUUAAUUAUUAAUGUGCGAUAAAGUAUACUGAUUGAUCAUUAGAUAAUUGCUUAAAAGCCAUCAGGAAGUGCCGGUUUUGUUGUUUGUCGUGUGAAAGGUACACUCCCUUGUAGAGGCGCUAUAGAUAAAUGUGGCGCAAAAGGGCCUGGAUUUUUACUCUUUUAGUAUGAAAUUGGAUGCAGAUUGUAACCUUAAUGAAUGAAUUCAGCGCGAGUGGCACUGAGAGGCAGGCAAGAUAUACCGUAGUGUGCCAUGAUUGCAACAGAAAUUGUUAAGGAGCGCUUAAAGUGCUUAAGAAACUGCAUUCAAGGAAGACAGGACACACGAGAGGUUUUAACUGUUCAUUUAUUAAUGCGCUCACUGCUCACAGAGUGAAAUCUUUUAUUCGAUCCGCAAACUUGGGCACAUAAUCAUGUUUUCCUUAUUUAGCACAAAUGGGAUAUCCGUUAAACGCAAUACGGAUACCAACUGAUAAUGGACGCUCGUUAACUUCAUCAUCCCUAAAUGUCUCUGUAAAGUUAGAGGAUAAUCCCUUAGUCUAAGACAGCCGAAUUAUCUAGAACGUUUUAGAAGAUGCAGUGUAAGCACACCUACUAAGUGGUUUUUCGUCUACCUGAUUACUGGUCGAAUUGGAAUUUUGAAGGAGCCGGGAAACCUAGAGUACCCGGAAAAAAACCUCUUGGAUCAAGGGAGAGAACCAACAACAAACUCAACGCCCACAUAUGGCGUCGACGCAGGGAUUUGAACCCGGGCCACAUUGGUGGGAGGCGAGUGCUCUCACCACUGCGCCACCCUUGCGCCUUGAAAACAGUCGUUGGGUUUCCCUACCGAUUCAAAGAAACCUGUUUGGUAGUACCUAUGUAUGGUUCCAUUUGUUUACGAUUAUUAUACUAAACGACGUUUAUUAGUUUUUUCUCAACCUUUUCCUUAAAUUUUCACUUUGGUCACGUAACAGAAGCGAAAAGUAUUUAAAAAUAUUUGCGUCUCUGCUUUCCACAGUGAGCAAACCUCCGCAUGCAGGAACCAUAUUUCUGAAUGUCACAAACAAGACACUGACAUUCAAAAGUACUCUGCGAAGAUCAGAUAACCCCGGCCGCAAAAGUAAAGAAAAGAAGAUAUCGAUUAAAGGUAAAACUACUAGACGCUUGCUAUCACAGUUGACUUAAACACCACACGGGUACAUACGGGUAACAUACGGAGUAACACACGGAUACAUACGGGUACAUACUAAUAUAUACGAGUAACAUACGGUUAACAUACGGAUACAUACGGGUACAUACGAGUUACAUACGGGUAACAUACAGCUACAUACGAGUAACAUACGGAUACAUACGAGUAACAUACGAAUACAUACUAGUAACAAACGGAUACAUACGAGUAACAUACGAAUACAUGCUAGUAACAUACGGAUGCGUACGGGUGUAUACGCGCGAGUUACAUACGGGUAACAUACACCUACAUACGAGUAACAUACGAAUACAUACUUCUAGUAACAUACGGAUGCAUACGGGUAGUGCGUAGCUGAUGCACAUAAAAAGAAAGAUCACUCGAUUUUCACAUGCCCUACUAUCCCUGAGGAAAAUGACGGACUACUGCUAGCCUAGGAAUAGAAUUCAUGUUAAACACGGGAAAAUUAUUGAAUGAAACAUUUAACUGGACUACUUUUACUUUCCUCAGAAAUACGAAAUAUCCUUCAAGGAAACCAUGAACCAACCGCCCUUAAGGUUGCAUCAAAGAUGCCACACACUGCGAAUCAAAACAGUACCAUCAAUCUUGCACUUGUUACCUCUGUUGUGACUCCAAAGAGAGCUUACAAUUUUGAAUGGCACAACUUCAAUGACAUGAGAGAGUUCUAUAGCACAGCAGAGGCCAUCUUGAGUGUUUUCAUCUACAAAAAGUGAUGCAUCCAGUUUUGGUUUAGGCUGGUAUUUCAACGAUUCUGAUUAUAAUUUUCGAAAACAAAACAUUUUUGAUUAGUAAGAUAGUUUACAAAGUUGAAUCUGGAAAAAAAACUAAUACUUUGUCAAAACAAAAUCACAAGUCUUAAAUCCCGUCCAACCUAAUGCGUUUUCCUUUGAAACCAGAAACACCAAGACAAUCGAAAAAGAAGGUUUUCGAAAACGCUUUCAAAGGUUGAGUAUUUAGAAAACACAGGUCAAUCAUUGUAGUGUGAACUGGCUAAAGCGAAGUUUUAAAACACGUUGACGUCAUAUCUAUCCUGCAUGGCAUUGUUCAUAAGCUUAAGGCGAGAGUAUAGCUGGCCCUAUUGAAGCAAUAAUCGCUCUGAGAGAGCGAUACGAAAGCGAUGCGGAUAGAUUUGGCAUAGGUGCGGAACUCUUGAUACCUGUUUUAACUCGCAAACAAAUCUUUUCAUAAUUGCAUUAGUGUGGACAGGACUGGAUUUUUACUUCAUUGUUUUGUAACAGAAUUAGUGUCGGUAAUAGCAUGAUU